Astyanax mexicanus (Mexican tetra) is the source of this 1622-nucleotide messenger RNA. RefSeq names its product Transmembrane protein 56-B-like. Gene Ontology annotation, cellular component: membrane; endoplasmic reticulum. Gene Ontology annotation, biological process: lipid homeostasis. NCBI's taxonomy places the organism in Eukaryota, Metazoa, Chordata, Actinopteri, Characiformes, Acestrorhamphidae. The record is from RefSeq and is a predicted model, not a curated record. Bases 723 to 1514 code for a protein of 263 amino acids. The transcript has 8 exons.
AAUAACUUUUUUUGCCAAGUACAUAAUAAGAGUACUGUAUAGCCAUAUGGAUGCCUAAAUGUUUAUUUUUUUAUUGCGUAUUGAUUAUUUAUUUAUUAAGUGAAAAUAAUUAAACAAACAGGCCCAAAACAUGAUACUUCCACCACCAUGUUUCACAGAUGGUAUAGGUUUUUAUGCUGGAAUUUUCUAGGAUUUUCCUUUCUCCAUAUAUAACACUAUUUUGAUCUCAUCUAUCGACAAACUAUUAUUAAUAUUACACAUUUCACAUUUCAAGCAUUACACAUCCCUACUAUGAACUGUGUGCAUGUGGGUCACAUGAUGACAGUAGAGGAAGGAAGUUGUAACAGUUAAUUUGCAUAUCGCUUCAUGCUUUCUGCCAGUCUAACGUGUAGGAAUGAAUGAGGAGAGCGGUUCCUCUGUGUGUUUCUGCUCCUAUUAUGUUACGCAUGUCAGCAGUAAUUCUCCCGGAGCCGAGUCUGAAGCUGAAGGUCGAGCCGAGUCUGAAGCUGAAGGUCAUUCACGUAUAUGCAAAUGCAGCCCCUCGGCGGGCGUUUGGCAGUGGAGUGGCACUGCGGCAGCACAGGUGAUGACCGGAGCUUUUCCCCCAGCCUGGAUCCGGAGUCUGAGGAGUUUCUGUUACAGAACAGCGGAGUAAUGAUGUAACAGAGCGCAGGCUGAAGAGCGGGUACUCCGGCACCGGGCAGCAGUGGGGCUAGCCGGCCAUGGAGCCUCUGAGCCUGGUGGUCCUGCUUGUUCCACUGGGCAGCUUUGUGUCCUCCCAGUGGCUGUUUCACAGAGGGAGCUCCUGGCUAUCCGAGCGGCUCACUCCAGCCUUCAUCAUGCUGAAUUACACUCAGCGCACACAGUGGAACUCCAGGGUUCCAUCCACUAUUCACGCCUUGGUGGUGGGACUGCUGUGUCUCUACAUACUGCUGUUUGAUGAAGCUACCAGGAGAGACCCAGUCUGGGGCGACCCAACGCUGGUAAAACUGAACGUGGGCAUAACCUCAGGCUACCUCAUCUCAGAUCUGCUGCUGAUGGUCUUUUACUGGAACAUCAUUGGGGAGAAGUUCUUUGUCAUUCAUCACCUGGCUGCUCUUUAUGCCUAUUACUAUGUUCUGAGUCAGGGAUUGUUGCCCUACUUUGCAAAUUUCCGCCUGCUCUCCGAGUUAUCCACCCCGUUUGUGAACCAGCGAUGGUUUUUUCACGUGCUGGGCUACCACAAGUAUUCCAAGCCCUGCCUCUUCAAUGGCGUAGCCAUGGCCUUAUCCUUUUUCGUGGUGAGGAUCGCAGUCAUUCCGUUCUAUUACCGCGAUGUGUACUCUGUGUACGGGACCGAAGCUUUCUAUAGGCUCCCGCUGGGGGCCCGCAGUGCCUGGAUCCUCUGCAGCCUCUGCCUGGACGUCAUGAACAUCUUAUGGAUGCGCAAGAUCCUCCGGGGCUGCCUCAAAGUGCUACGCUCCAGCAGAAGCCAAAAAGCAACAAGGGAAGUGGAGAGCAAAAAGAUGGACUGAGAGAACGAGAGAGUGUGUGUCCAUCUUUCCCAUUUCAGACUGUUUUAUAAAAUUACUGUAUGCAAACCAAUGAGCCAAAAUAUUAAACGAUCAAUAGAAUAUACCUGA